Messenger RNA from Kuraishia capsulata CBS 1993, 549 nucleotides. RefSeq lists its product as uncharacterized. Gene Ontology annotation, cellular component: nucleolus; preribosome, small subunit precursor; 90S preribosome. The transcript has 2 exons. NCBI's taxonomy places the organism in Eukaryota, Fungi, Ascomycota, Pichiomycetes, Pichiales, Pichiaceae. Gene Ontology annotation, biological process: maturation of SSU-rRNA from tricistronic rRNA transcript (SSU-rRNA, 5.8S rRNA, LSU-rRNA). The coding region runs from base 1 to 549 and encodes 182 amino acids. The record is from RefSeq and is a predicted model, not a curated record.
AUGUCAUUGGACAAAGCUGUUAAGAAAAGAACCACGCUAAGAGCUAAAUCAACCAGAGCUCAGAAGACCCUCAAACCAUCCUCUGCGGCAACCGCCUCCAAAUCAGAGCAGAUACAGGAACUGAUACAGGAAGGAUUGGAGAAAGAAAAGGCUGAGAAAAAGGGAAGCAAGGCAUCAACGAAAUCAGUUUCUUUGAAGGAAAGACUUGCGAGUUUGAAGGGACACGAACAUAACGACUCUAUAUCGAAAAGUGCUAUACGAAGGAGAAAGAGAAAGGAGAAAGCCCAAUUAGCUGGGUCCAAGCUGGACGACUUACUCGUGGCAUUGCCAGAAGAGUUACCCGAAAAUCCUGAGGAUUCUAUCAGUUUUGUGGCAAACAAGCCUAAGAUCAACCACACUCCAAAUGCACACUCGUCUCAGAGAGGUGCUGCUAAGAUCGAAGCAUUUGAAAGAGGAAGGUUCCAGAACGCUUUGAAAACUCAGGGAUUUGCAAAUGGUACGUUUGCUUCGAUGAAGGAUGCCAUAAGGCAGAAUUUGAAGAAUAUGUAA